Molecule: messenger RNA, 1988 nt
Organism: Telopea speciosissima
Lineage: Eukaryota; Viridiplantae; Streptophyta; Magnoliopsida; Proteales; Proteaceae
Exons: 5
Coding region: 177-1676 (499 amino acids)
Source: RefSeq, a predicted model, not a curated record
ACCGAUUUUCCUCAUCUUCUUGGAUUAGUGGGAAUCUAAGCAUUCAAUUCUUAUGCAUGAAUUAGUCCAUUAAAGAGAAGAGAAGAGAAGAAUGUUCUUAAUCAGGUAUUUCUCAUGGUAUCAGUCAUAGUGCUGAACUUUUGCAGUUAAUAUCCUAGCACCUCCCAAGUUGUUAUAUGAGAAUAACUAUUGCGGGGCGUAAGGGACUAAUGGCUGCAGCAGAAGCAAGGGCUGCUUGGCAGCGCACGGCUAACCGCUGUUUUGUCCAAGAAGAUGCCAAGAGAGCACCGAAGUUAGCUUGCUGCCCCUCAUCUUCUUCAACUUCUAAACCAGAGUCUGAUAUUGGACCUGGUGAUUUUCCAAAUGAGCAAGAUCAUCCCCCAGAGGGGUUCAUGCCUCUUAACUGGAACACCUCAAAUUCCAAUCUACCACUUGACACAAAAUGGUGGCUGCAGUUGCAACCCAAUUUUGCAUACCAGAAGGAUUUCUCAUAUGAGGAGUUGAAUGCCUUGGAGGCUGAACUAGAAGUGCUGAGAGCUGGGGAGGUAAACAAGGCCCCCAAACUUGGUGGGAGCCACCCACUCAGUGAAGAAGAUUUUGUCCACUUUGAUAGCAACAAAAAUUCUGGAUCUUAUCUUGACCCACUGGGUCAGACCCCUCUCACCUGUAUGAUGCAUGGUGCAAAGUCCAAAAUACACCAGCUAAGGACUGUGGGCACCAAUAAAGCACAGGGGCCAGAAGAGUAUAAGGACAUAGGGGAGUACUGUUGUGGAAAUGAGGAGUUUGAGAGCUUGGAUCCUGGCUUAGUCUUAAAGCCAUCCAAGAAGCUUUGCUCUCACUUGGAGUCCCCUUGGAUGACAUCCGAGAAGACUGAGCCAUGGUGGCGCACUGUGGAUAAAAACGAGUUAGUUUCUUUGGUUGCAGAAAAGUCACUGGAGCUUAUUGAGAAUUGUGAUCUUCCACGGCCCCAGACAAUGCAUGUUAGCCGAGGCCCAUUUACUUGUUCUGAAAGUUCUGACAAUGGAGGCAUUUUCUUGUCAUCUUUAGAUCAGAAGGCGAAUAGUGGUCUCCCCAACCCAAGUGACUAUCCACAAGGUAGUUGCACUUCAGGAAGUGUGGAUGGAAAACAAACUAAAUAUUGUGAAUCAGGCCAUUCAAUCUAUGAUUCAGAAAGAUUCUUCAGCAGCUGCAAUGGCUACAUUGGAACCAACGGGGAACCAACAGAACCUUGCCACCUCUCUAAGACCAAGAGUGAUCCAAGCAAGGCUCAACUGUUGGAAGCACUCUGCCAUUCCCAAACACGGGCAAGGAAAGCUGAGAAGGCAGCCCAGCAGGCAUACACAGAGAACGAACACAUGAUCAAGCUCUUCUUCAUACAAGCCUCGCACCUAUUCGCCUAUAUGCAGUGGUUCAAACUAUUGCAACUGGAGGCCCUUUGCCUCCAGCUUAAGAACAAGGACCAACCAAUCUCCAGUCUCUUUCCGAUGGUCCUACCUUGGAUGCCGUACAAAGGUAGGCAACCGAUGAAGCGUCAGCUCAAGGCUGUGGAGCAGAAGCGAGGUGCGCUGAAAUGCGACAUCAGUAAGUAUGCUGUUGCUUUUGCAGUGGGUUUGGGUCUUGCUAGUGCUGGUUUGUUCCUUGGAUUGACCAUGGGGUUUGUGCUACCUUCAUUCUAGUAAAAAUGAUAUGCAACACAAAAUUUCAGAACCAAGUAAAACAGUUAAUGGAUCCUGCAGGACAAAAAAUGUACAGUCAGUGUGAAGAUUGGACUACAGGGGAAUGAAAGAAGUGGGUUGUGUUUCUUGUCUUCUAUUUAUGUGUACUGUUUAGAUUCCUCUUGUGUAAUUAAAAAGCUUUUUUCAUGGAUGUUGUUUGGUGUACAUGUGAUGAUUUGUACAUUUGUAUAUAUGCUGAACAUAUUUGGAUUGAGGAAGAUCUCAUCGAUCUACCGAUGGAGUCCCAGAUUGGUUUUACAGAGCUGGGAAUCA